Molecule: messenger RNA, 1067 nt
Organism: Anthonomus grandis grandis
Lineage: Eukaryota; Metazoa; Arthropoda; Insecta; Coleoptera; Curculionidae
Product: phosphoserine phosphatase
Exons: 1
Coding region: 172-888 (238 amino acids)
Biological process (GO): L-serine biosynthetic process; dephosphorylation
Cellular component (GO): cytoplasm
Molecular function (GO): magnesium ion binding; L-phosphoserine phosphatase activity
Source: RefSeq, a predicted model, not a curated record
GCUAAUAAACUUUGUUAUUAUUUACAAAAUGAAGGUCAAAAACCACUGGUUAUUUAGCAUAACAAAUCACAUUAUACAACCUAAUAAUUUAUCAGUUUCUCCCGGAGAUAACGUUAAGUUUGCAAUAACAAGUAUUAUACAAUGAAAAAUCUUCCAGUAUAAGAAACUUAUAUGAGUGCUUGUAAACGUGUAAGAUUGGCCGAAAUGUUGGAAGAUGUAUUUGCAGUGCUGAAACGGGUGGACGCGGUAUGUUUCGACGUGGACUCCACCGUAAUUAGGGAGGAAGGAAUCGAUGAAUUGGCGAAAUUUUGUGGUAAAGGUGCGGAGGUGGCCAACCUGACAAGUCAAGCCAUGAGCGGCUCGAUGACAUUCCAAGAAGCCUUAGAUCUCAGGUUGAAUAUCAUCAAACCCUCUUUGGCACAGGUGAAAGACUUUAUUAAAAUCAGCCCUCCGACUCUUACACCUGGGGUUAAAAAACUCAUUGAGCUCCUCCACAGCAGGAACAUUCCAGUCUACUUAAUAUCCGGAGGAUUUAGGAGUAUUAUAGUUCCAAUUGCUGAUCAGCUUAAGAUCCCCCACAGUCACAUAUUUGCCAACAGGUUAAAGUUUUACUUUACGGGGGAGUAUGCUGGGUUCGAUGAGAAUGAACCCACUUCAAAAAGUGGCGGCAAAGGGGUGGUGAUUCAGCAACUGAAAGCAAAACAUAGUUUUCGAAAUUUGAUUCUUAUCGGUGAUGGUGCGACUGACUUGGAAGCUGCUCCCCCAGCAGAUGCUUUCAUUGGAUAUGGAGGAAAUAUUAUUAGGCCCACUGUGAAAGCCAAGGCUAAAUGGUUUGUUACUGAUUUUAAUGAAAUUUAUAAUGUUUUGGUUAAUUUAAAUAAUAUUUAAUUGUCGCAUUGGUGCCUUGGUAGAAAAUUGUUUUUAGGAAUUGUAUAGUUAUAAAGAUAUUUUUAUACUGUUAGAAUUGACUCAAGUAAACAAUAUUAUUGUUGUAUAGAUCCUUUGUGUGCUUUAAUUAUGAAAUAAUAAUUAUGAUGAAAUUAAAUUUAUUAUUUAAAUUUAAAGAA